AUGUCAGCGGCAGACCCGGCCACAGGAGAGCAGCUUUAUGCAACGCUUCUCUUGAGCGAUUCCUACCUACCCGGCGCUCUGGUCCUCGCCCACUCGUUGCGCGAUGCCGGCACUUCCAAGCGGCUCGCGGUUCUGGUAACAUUGGAUUCUGUCUCGGCAGAGACCAUCACCCAGCUUAAGACCGUCUACGAUUAUGUCCUUCCUGUCCCAAGAAUUCGGAAUGAGCUGCCUGCCAAUCUACGCCUUAUGAAAAGGUCCGACUUGCACUCGGCUUUCACCAAGAUCAACCUGUGGAAGCAAACUCAGUUUUCCAAAAUAGUCUACAUCGACGCCGACGUAGUGGCCUAUCGAGCUCCAGACGAGCUCUUUGAGCUGCCUCAUGCCUUCUCCGCCGCUCCGGACAUUGGAUGGCCGGAUCUUGUCAACACCGGUGUCAUGGUUCUUGUUCCGAAUAUGGGUGACUACUACGCCAUGCUCGCCAUGGCGGACAGAGGAAUUUCAUUUGAUGGUGCAGAUCAAGGCCUCAUAAACAUGCAUUUUAAACACAGUCUGAAUCGCUUAUCGUUUACUUACAAUGUUACGCCAUCCGCCCACUACCAGUACAUACCUGCGUAUCGUCAUUUCCAAUCUAGCAUCAGCAUGGUCCAUUUCAUUGGUGCCAAUAAGCCUUGGUUUUCUGGUCGCAGCGCUUCCCAUGGUAACACGCCGUUCGACGAGAUGGUCGGUCGCUGGUGGGCUGUCUAUGAUCGCCAUUAUAGAGCACAGGAGUCCGCUGCCCAACCCAGUUACAGGCAAACUUCAAGUCGACGUCCAAGCCAAGGAAUUGUAGACACAACUCUCGCGUCGGCAUACCCCUCUACAAAGUUGCCUCCAGGAGGUGAUGAGGGCAAGAACACUAGCCAAGCAUACAUUGAAGAGGGAGCAGAUCGUCACGGCCCGGUCCAUGUCGAGACUCCACGAGAUUCUUCUGCCCUGAGUCAGAGGCAGCUUCCCGCAUUGGCCUUGGCUAGUUGGGAUGCCCAAAGGCAUCCCCCCCCACCCGGCUCAAAGCCAGAGGCGAUAGAUUUCCCGUCGACUCGUUACGAGAUGUCAAGAGAUACUACACCUUUUAUUCCACCCGUACGCUACCCCAGCCCACCCAAAAAUAUGUGGUACGAGGUUCCAAAAGAACCGCCAUCCCCAUCAACCAAAAUUCCAAAGCAAAUAUUUCCGUGGGAAGCCCGCCAACCCGCCCCAUCACGCUCAUUUACUACUACAACAGUGGACGAGCCCUUUGGGAAACCACAACCCGGCGAGUCAGAUGAACAACAUCAAGAGCCAACUCCUGCAGAGGCAUUUGCCACACUCCCUGAACAAUUUGCAACGGGACUCUCAGGUAGUGAUGUGACAGACAGGAAUACCGCAGCAUCUGACGUUGGUGCUGCUUUGCCAGCGCCAGCUCCUGGUGAUCCUUGGAGUUCUUACUCGCGAGUCAAUGCUUGGGACGAUGUGCCUGAAAUUAGCCGAUACGUCGACGGCUUGCAGAGAUAUCGUCGAACGGGGGGGCAGAUAAGGAGUGGAACAACGGCGACUUUUACAAGCCGCGUUUAA
Metarhizium acridum CQMa 102 is the source of this 1590-nucleotide messenger RNA. Its product is annotated as glycogenin glucosyltransferase. Gene Ontology annotation, cellular component: cytoplasm. The record is from RefSeq and is a predicted model, not a curated record. Gene Ontology annotation, molecular function: glycosyltransferase activity. Lineage: Eukaryota; Fungi; Ascomycota; Sordariomycetes; Hypocreales; Clavicipitaceae.